UCCUAGUUGGAAGUAAUUUACUUUCGUUUUCUCACUGUAGUGUAGUGUAGUGUAGUGUUGUGUAGUUAUCGACAACAUUGAAAGAACACUUCACACAACAGAAGUCCGACAGAAAUAAUGGAUAACGAAACUCUCGAUGCCAAAACUGAGAUGACAGAAGAGGAACAAGAGAGAUAUGGGGAAGGAGAUGUAACUGAUGCAAAACCUGACAGGAAAGGGAGAUUCUUCCUGUUUGGCAGUAAAAAGCAGGAUGGCAAGUCGCAGGAGAAAGGGCAAUCUGAUGAAAGCCAUUACAGGAUUGUUUCACCGACAUUCCAGUAUAAGAUGAGCCACCGGCGCGUGGGCAAGUGCAUCAUCAUCAACAACAAGAACUUUGAUGAGGAGACAGGGAUGAAUGUACGCAACGGCACAGAUCGGGAUGCAGGAGAGCUGUACAAGUGCUUUAAAAGCUUGGGUUUUAAUGUUUUCAUCUACAAUGACCAGACCUGUAAAAAUAUGGAACGACUCCUUAAACAGGUCUCGGAAGAAGACCACAGCGACAGCUCUUGUUUCGCCUGCAUUCUGCUGAGCCAUGGCGAGGAGGGCCUGAUUUAUGGCACGGAUGGACCCAUGUCCAUCAAGACCAUGACCUCGCUCUUCAGAGGAGACAUGUGCAAGAGCCUCGUGGGCAAGCCCAAGCUCUUCUUCAUCCAGGCAUGUCGGGGUUCAGAGUUUGAUGAUGGCAUACAGACAGACUCAGGGCCGCCCAAUGACACGUUAGAGACGGAUGCCAAUCCAAGACACAAGAUUCCAGUAGAGGCGGACUUCCUGUUUGCGUACUCCACUGUACCAGGUUACUACUCCUGGAGGAAUCCGGGCCGAGGCUCCUGGUUUGUUCAGGCCCUUUGUAACGUUCUUAAUGAGUUUGGCAAACAACUUGAGAUCAUGCAGAUCCUCACACGGGUCAACUACAUGGUGGCCACUAGCUUCGAGUCGUGGUCGGAAGACCCCCGUUUUAGCGAGAAGAAGCAAAUACCUUGUAUGGUCUCCAUGUUGACUAAAGAGCUCUACUUCAGCUGAACUGAGUACACUAUCUUUACGUGCAGUGUUUCAACGGACUUUUCUUAGAACACAGAUUUUCUUGCCAAGGACUUUUAAUUUGUUGUUAUUACAGUAAAUAUUAACUGAAUUGUAAUGCUUUUUUGUUUUGUGAUCUGCCAUACAGAGGGAACACCUCAGUCUGAUACUUGAAAAAAAAUCAUUUUUUAUAUAAAUCUAGACAGGAUUUUAAAGGACUAAUUGAACGGUGCACAUUUCUGGACAGCAGGCGGCGAAGACACAUUGGUCAUGGCAGAAUUUCAACCAAGCUGUCCGAACAUUCAGGGAAGCUGUGUUGUUCGUGUGUGAAAGCAAUUUUUUACGUUGUGCUGCGCAUAUGGACACAGAAUAGCUCUUCCUCUGUGAUGCUUUAUGUUCGAGUUUUGGUGGUUCUUUUCCACUUCUUCUAAAUAUUCCAGGAAGUGAUGUCACAAAUAUUCUCUGAACUUUGUCGACUGGCAGUGUAAAAAUAUCCAUGUUGCUUUGCCAAUUUUGAAAGAUUGCUGCCAUUUUACUCUACAAGAUAUAAACAUAAUCUUAAUAAAACACCAAUCAUUUCCAUGACUCGAAG
Molecule: messenger RNA, 1648 nt
Organism: Triplophysa rosa
Lineage: Eukaryota; Metazoa; Chordata; Actinopteri; Cypriniformes; Nemacheilidae
Gene: casp7
Product: caspase 7, apoptosis-related cysteine peptidase
Exons: 7
Coding region: 118-1059 (313 amino acids)
Biological process (GO): proteolysis; apoptotic process
Cellular component (GO): cytoplasm
Source: RefSeq, a predicted model, not a curated record